UCUCAUAAAAUCUCGCCUUAUCUUAUCCGAUGAUGUCCAAAGCUCAACACCAAAACAGUAGUUCUCAUUUUCAAUACGAAAACAAAAAACCCAAAACCAUAGUUAAAUAUUCUAUCUCCUUCAAUGGCAGCUACUGCAGAGAAGGACUAUAACACAGUGAAAAGAAGAGUGGCCUGUGUGACCAACCAUCUCAUUCCGCUUCUUCAUCAUCAUCAUUCGCCUCCAAUUACUACCACUUGCGGUAAUUCCAAUGUUGAGCUAUGUAACGCUGCCUCCAUCAACGACAGCUACCAUAGGAUACACGGUGAAGUUCCCACUCACGAAAUUGUGUGGAAACUUGCCUCUGAUUAUGAGUCCGGCAAUGAGUUUCACUUCACCGACAUUAUCUACGAGAAAGCCGUUGGCGAAGGGAUAGCAAAGAUUACCAUUAAUAGGCCAGAGAGACGAAAUGCGUUUCGGCCAUUGACAAUUAAGGAACUUAGUCGAGCAUUUGACGAUGCAAGGGAUGAUAGUUCGGUGGGAGUUAUCAUUCUUACCGGGAAGGGAUCAAAGGCAUUUUGUAGUGGUGGUGACCAGGCGUUGAGAACCAAGGAUGGUUAUGCUGAUUAUGAAAAUUUUGGUCGUCUUAAUGUUUUAGAUUUGCAGGUACAGAUCCGUCGUCUUCCAAAGCCAGUGAUAGCAAUGGUGGCAGGUUAUGCUGUUGGAGGAGGACAUGUGUUACACAUGGUUUGCGAUCUAACCAUUGCAGCAGAUAAUGCUAUUUUUGGUCAAACUGGUCCUAAGGUUGGAAGCUUUGAUGCUGGUUAUGGAAGUUCCAUUAUGUCUCGUUUGAUUGGUCCUAAAAGAGCACGUGAAAUGUGGUUUUUGGCAAGGUUCUAUACAGCUUCUGAAGCAGAUAAAAUGGGACUCGUAAACGUUGUUGUACUGCUGGAGAGAUUAGAGCAAGAAACGAUUAAAUGGUGUCGAGAGAUCCUAAGAAACAGCCCAACUGCAAUUCGGGUGCUCAAAGCAGCUCUUAAUGCAGUUGAUGAUGGCCAUGCUGGACUCCAGGAAGUUGGUGGAAAUGCUACACUCCUAUUUUAUGGCACUGAGGAAGGUAAUGAGGGGAAGACAGCAUAUAUGGAACGUAGAGCCCCUGAUUUCUCUAAAUUUCCUCGAAGACCUUAGGUGCUGUUGUGUUGUGAAGUGGAGGUUCUUUGGUUGGAACAUGAUAGAAAUUUAUAUAUAUAUAUAUAUAUAUAUAUAUAUAAAGCGGAGUUCUUGUGCUAGAGAGCAUAAGUUUGUGGCAUGUGACACAUUUCUUAAAAUUAUCUUUAUUUAGGCUUCUACUUCAACAAAAAUUGCAUUUAUAUCAAAAUAUUUGUUCAUCGAAUCAAACAAUAGAGUAAAUGCAUAUAUUAAUUAUCUAUA
This is a messenger RNA of Quercus robur (English oak), 1410 nucleotides long. Its product is annotated as 1,4-dihydroxy-2-naphthoyl-CoA synthase, peroxisomal-like. NCBI's taxonomy places the organism in Eukaryota, Viridiplantae, Streptophyta, Magnoliopsida, Fagales, Fagaceae. The transcript is spliced from 9 exons. Gene Ontology annotation, biological process: menaquinone biosynthetic process. The coding region runs from base 124 to 1167 and encodes 347 amino acids. Gene Ontology annotation, cellular component: cytosol. Gene Ontology annotation, molecular function: 1,4-dihydroxy-2-naphthoyl-CoA synthase activity. The record is from RefSeq and is a predicted model, not a curated record.